CUACUGGAUUAUGGCCUCCUUUUUCCUAUGCGACGCUGGCAUGAGUAUAAUAUCUUUGUGCUACUUUAUACCGUCUAUAUUAAUACACAGCGUUAAUUCUCGUACUGAAGCCGUACUUAACUAUUUUAUGUUAUUUUACAACAUUUUUUGGUAUACAGAAAUUGUGCACAUUGCUCUGAUGGCAUUUAACAGAUUCGUUUGCAUCGUCUAUCCAGUAUAUUAUACACCCUUCUUUUCUGCCGCUAGAACUUCACUUUUGUUAUUUUUGAGCUACGCCUUGGGAUUUGCUAUAACGCUGCCCACACUUUUUCCAACGUGCUACGUACUGUGGGAUAGCCAAUAUUACGUACCUGAAUAUGCCGUCCCAGAUACUUGGUAGUA
Cylicostephanus goldi is the source of this 381-nucleotide messenger RNA. The record is from the annotation of a GenBank genome assembly. NCBI's taxonomy places the organism in Eukaryota, Metazoa, Nematoda, Chromadorea, Rhabditida, Strongylidae.